AUGCCUCGCCCCAUCCUCAUCGUCGCGAGUGCAGUCCUCGCACUCUUAUCUCCCCUCGCUCAGGCCAAGGACAAGAGCGAGAUACGCACGUACUUCUUCACCAGUAACGACUGCAAUGGACCAACAAUCGGCGGCAAUGAGGACAUCAAGGUCAACCAGUGUCACGAAAUUGUCAGCGGCGCCAACAGCAUGAGGCCUUCCACGAACAAGCACCAGGACUGGGUCAACCAGAUCAACAGCGGAAAGCAAUAUUGCUGGGUCGCCACAUACAAACAUCACGGCUGCCAAGGCUACCCAACAGUUUCCGAAGAACUCCCUGGAGCCAUCAAUGACUGCAUAUCUCCAGACGAACAGUUUCUCUCGAUGGUGUUUGGAUGUCGAGAGGAGAAGCCAGAGAACAGUACGACGACGACCGUCAUUGUGGUACCAAACACCACCGUCACUGUGAUACCCACCGCCGACACCACAGUCACCAUGUUUGUAACCCCAACUCCCGCCGUCAUCACCGUGGUUGGGACUGCUGGCUAUAUCACAACAUGGAUGCACGCCGGCAGCUCUUUCACCAACUAUGUCUCGACUAUCCUGACGACUACCCUCAAGACUGUGUAUCCUACGCCGACCACCGUUACUCGAGUGAACGAUGGAACUACGACCGUCGUCGUGGGUCCAGGUGCCAUCCAAACUUCCCUCGAGACUAUCACCGUGCUUCCUAGCUCUCCAACCCAUACCGUCACCGUCUAUGUCGAAGACAGCCACUACCCGCGCGAGCGUCGCUUCGACCCUCAGCCCGAGGCUCACGCUCUGGAGCCACGCCGAAGGAGCAAGUGGAAGGGCCCUCGGAUUGGUGUCUGGAUGAAGCACCCUUGGUCUCAGGCGGUCAUUUGCUACGAAUGCUACGCCAAAGCUCCUGACAAUACGUGGAAGUUCGAGUGUCGCUCUGGACCAAACAACCCCAUUUCAUGCAAGGGCCCGAUACCUGAUCCAAAGGAAACCGUCACUGUUACACAUACUCCAGAUGUCACUGUAACCCAGGGUGUAGCGAUCACCAGCACGUCAGUCGUUACGGUAACAGCUGGGCAGGCGUCGCCAGCGCCAACCGUUAUCACAACGAUUAUCAGCGACAACCCAAUUCAGUCAAUGCAGACCAUUACGCUCGGCAAGAAGGAAGCCGAUGUAGAACGCCGCUCGUUCCACAGGGCCGUCAGAUUCACCCACCCAUGGUAUCCUAAUACAGAGAUGUGUGCAGAUGCUGAAUGGGAGGAGCGAGGAUCGAAGGGGUCAGAGAUCCGGAUCCAAAAACCUAAGGAAGACAUGAAGAAGUGCACUCCGGCUCAGCAAGUGCAGUACAUCGACGCCAAUCCAAAGACGGCCACUAUCGAACUCCCUUCCUCUACUGUCUCUAUGAUCAUCGGCACCUCCACGGUGUAUCCUCCGUCCAUCGUCACGGUCAUUCCCUCUCCUCCAUCCGUCGUCACAGUCAUUGGCUCUCAACCCGUGGUUACUGUCACCACCAUCUUGGGUCCUCCCACGGUCACCGUUACGACUACCUCUACACCAUCGUACAUCACGGUCACUCAUGCCUUUCCUCCUGAACCCAUCACCACCACGACCAUAAUCGUCGCCCCUGAGCCACCUUGCACCACCGAACCCUACUCCAUCACAACCGUCUACGUCGACCCUGAGCCACCGUGCACCACCACUCCCGCACCUGUUUCCAUCGAAACCGUCUUCGUGGACCCCAGGCCGCCUUGCGACACCGUCACCGUCGUCCCCGGAUCUGCGCCCAUGAGCUACACCACCGUCUACUCAAAACGUCAACAGCUGCGUGAUCUCUGAGUUGUUG
Alternaria rosae is the source of this 1843-nucleotide messenger RNA. RefSeq lists its product as uncharacterized. The transcript has a single exon. NCBI's taxonomy places the organism in Eukaryota, Fungi, Ascomycota, Dothideomycetes, Pleosporales, Pleosporaceae. The coding region runs from base 1 to 1836 and encodes 611 amino acids. The record is from RefSeq and is a predicted model, not a curated record.